Molecule: messenger RNA, 501 nt
Organism: Histoplasma capsulatum G186AR
Lineage: Eukaryota; Fungi; Ascomycota; Eurotiomycetes; Onygenales; Ajellomycetaceae
Exons: 3
Coding region: 1-501 (166 amino acids)
Cellular component (GO): cytoplasm; nucleus
Molecular function (GO): protein tyrosine phosphatase activity
Source: RefSeq, a predicted model, not a curated record
AUGGCAACAGUAGCAGUAGAACAGGGACCAAAACAAGACACCCCCUGGCAUGAAGCAUUCCCAGCGCCGAAGACUAAGGCCGCUGUUAUUUCUCGUUCAGAAGUCCUUGGAUGGCUGAAAGAUUUGUCGAAGAAUGGCGCGCCGAGAGAUUACGUCCUGGUUGAUCUGAGAAGGGCAGACCAUGAGGGCGGCACAAUAUCAACCUCCUUAAAUCUCCCUGCCCAAAGCCUCUACCAGUCCAUUCCCACGCUAUACACAAUCUUCAAGCAGGCCGGUGUCAAUAAAGUCAUUUGGUAUUGCGGUUCAUCUGCCGGACGUGGCACACGCGCUAGUGGUUGGUUUGCAGAUUACAUUCUGGAGAAAGAGGGUGGAGGUGCUGGAGGAAUGCAGAGUCUUGUACUCGAAGGGGGAAUUAAGGGGUGGGUUGGUGCUGGGAAAGAAUAUGUGGAACAGGUGGUAGGGUACGAGGCAGCAGCUUGGAAGAGUACAGAGUGUGCGUAG